Molecule: messenger RNA, 3492 nt
Organism: Cygnus olor (mute swan)
Lineage: Eukaryota; Metazoa; Chordata; Aves; Anseriformes; Anatidae
Product: serine/arginine repetitive matrix protein 1-like
Exons: 3
Coding region: 835-3492 (885 amino acids)
Source: RefSeq, a predicted model, not a curated record
GUUUUUCCAAUUCCUUUUCUUUCUCCCCAAAGGACUGCCUUUACGCACAAUUCCGAGGAUUCUGCUUCUGAAGAUCUCCAAGGAUGGAGACUCCACAACCUCUCUGGGCAACCUGUUCCAGCAAAGACACCGUUGUGUUACCAACACUGUUUCAGCCGCAACUCUGGAGCACAGGACCUGCUUCAGCAGCCAGAGAAGCUGCGGGCUAAACACCAGCGUGGCACAGCUGUGGCUCUGCCGCUGAAAGCUUCUCCACAGCUUGUUCUUAAAGCAACGAGCAGGGAAUCUUCCUGCGGCUGCCCAGGGCUUUCCUCUCGCAGCCCCGCCAGAGCCCGCCUCAAGCAACCUCUCCGCCAGCUCCACUGGCUCCGCUACCUGGUGCCCGCUUCUCUGGGAGUCCUUCACAGUGCCUAGAGCCACAGGCCUCUGGCUGCCCGGACACGGGAGGAAUCCCUGCUCCUGCUCCUGCUCCAGCUGCACUGCCAGGGCUGCCUGAUGGGCGUCCAAGCUCGAGCGCGGUCUCUGCUGAUGUGUGGGGAGUCAGCCAAAGAGCCAGGAAGCUUACCCAGGUGACCGAGCAGAGCACCUCCUGGCAGAGCAGGUAACGCGCAGUUGAUGGGAGCAGUUAGGGAGCUAAGCUGACUCCCCUGAGAAAUACCGACCUGGGGCUGAGCCGGGGGCACUGGCUGGAAGGAGCCAGAGGUGCCUGCCAAUCCAGACCUUGCUGUGGGUGUGUGAGACGGUGUCCCUGGGGUGUCCGACGUCAACCACUGGGGCUGUGUGAUGCGUGGGCGGUGGCGUACCCAAAGGCCAUUGUGACACGGAGGGGUACCCAUGGCAACGGUGUCCCUUAUAAGGCCCGAGCCCCGGGCUGCCCAUUCACUCUCAGGAGAGCAGCUCUCUCAGGAGGCAGCAGCUCGCCUGGGUGCCCGUUGGAGUUCUCGGUCAGAGGACCUGGAGCACACCAUGGAGCAGCAGAAUAAGGAUCACUCCCAGCCCGCUGAAGGGCAGCAGAGGGUACAGGAGCGGCGCCAGUUUCUCUUGCAGAUGGAGAAGCUGCAAGACAUGAAGACGCUGCCACACAGUGGGGUGCGGCAGGAAGAGAGAAUCCAUCUGCCAGCCAUGCCGCCUUUCCCAAGGCAGGCAGCGACUCAGGCAGCAGCACCCAAGCAAGCGCGUGCAGCACAGACAUCGUCAUCUGAAAGGGUCACUUGCAAGCUGCCCCGUCUACAAGCAACAGCCUCUGCAUCUUCAGCUGCAGGAAGGGCAAAGGCGUUGGGCACAGAGGCCCACAGCCACCAAGAGCUUCUGCCACCUCUUCCGUGCAUCUCUGGUGAGAGGGACAAGGCAGUGAGGGCAGGGAGCCGGGAACGUGGCCCACACAGCCCUGUGGCCCCUGACGAGGACAUGGAGUACACAGUACGGUCCUUCGUCUCCACAGUCAUAAGAAACGCUCUAGCCUGCAACGAGGAAGCCAACAGCAAAGCAAGGCUUUCUCCCUCAGGCAGAGGUCCCGGGACCAAAGGCUACAGAACACCACCUCUCACCACAGCAGUGCCCCAAAAUGGGAAGAAGAAGAGUCAGCACUCGUCCAAAAGCAGCCCUGCAGCCCCUGCCGAAGAAAUUGAAGACCCACUAAAGGCCUUUGUCUCCGCUGCCAUUAACAGUGCCAUAGCCCGGAACCAGGGAGCCAUGAGGGAGGCAAGGCUUUCUCCCUUGGGCAGACGUCCCAGGAGCAAAGGCCGCAUAACACCACCACUCCUCACAGCAGUGCCCCAGAACUGGAAGAAGAGUCAGCACCCUGCCAAAAACAGCCCUGCAGCCUCCGCCGAGGACAUGGAAGACCCAGUAAAGGCCUUCGUCUCCAGUGUCAUUAGCAGUGCUAUAGCCUGCAACGAGGGAGCCACGAGGGAGGCAGAGCUUCCUCCCUUGUGCAGAGGUCCCAGGAGCAAAGGCCACAGAACACCACCUCUCCUCACAGCAGUACCCCAGGAUUGGAAGAAGAGUCGGCAGGCUGCCCCACACUGCCCCACAGACUCUUUCGCAGCACUGCGGGACACAGCACAGUCCCUUGUGUCUGAAGUCCUGGCAAAGACAAUGGCUGAAAGCUGGGAACACGGCCAACGGCCUGCAGAACUGGUGGACCUGGCACACACGGGGUGCACAGUGACAUCAACAAGAGCAGUCGAGGUCCAGACAGACACGGACAGCAGGUGGACCACUGCUCUGCCAGGGCGCCAUCACCAGGCACGUUCAGGAAAACCGGCUGCCGGCAGGGACCCUGCACCAGCAAGCCCAGACAGGGGUGAGAAGCAAGGGCAGCAGAGACAGAUACACAUCAAACCCAGGCAGGGGAGCGGCAAGGAUGGGACAAGCCAGGGCCGGGGCAGGAAAGAAAGAGGUCCUGAGAGAUGGGAUGAAGAGGAAGAAAUUAUCAUCUUCAACUCCUGGAUAAACCCCAGCUUCCCCAGCCUCUUCCAGGAGCCACAGGCCUUUCCCCAGAAAGUGUGCAGCUCACCCAGCAGCGUGGACAGGGAGGCUGCAGCACAAGAAGCAGAACCCCCAACAAGAGUCUCUCUUGGCUCACCGGACACUGAAACAUCGCCUGCUUGCCUGGAAGAGAGGCACGGCACGCCUCUCACCGCAACAGCACCGGCAGAGAGCAGGCCAGCAAGUCCUCCGUCAGCCCCUGCUUUUGAAGAUGAGCGCUACAGAGCGCCUCCCCAGACACGUGGGGCUCAAGAGUCAAAGCCAUCAGCCUGUCCCACCCCCAGUGAGCACAGCACUGCGGUGAUGGCUGAGAGGCAGGGACGUGCCCAACAUGCCCCCAGUGCCUGUGAUGAAGAUCUGCAUGAAGCAGCCCGGACCCUCGUUUCCGCAGUCCUAAGACAAGCUGUAGCCAUGAGCCAGGGAGCCACGAGCAAGGCACCAACUGCUCCCUCGGCCACAGGACCCAGGGUGCCUCCUCCCACAGCAGAGCCUGCAGACUCUGCAUCCUCAGCAUCUGCCUUAGCUGGAGCACUGGGGGACCUGGCACACACAGGGUGCACAGUGACAGCAACAAGAUCAGCCGGGGUCCAGACAGACGCGGAGAGCAGGGGGACCACUGCUCUGCCAGGGCCUGACCCCCGGGUAUGUGCAGGAACAACGGCUGCCAGCAGAGACCCUGCACCAGCCAGCCCAGACACGGGUGAGGAGCAAGGGCAACAGAGAGAGCAAAACAUCAAACCCACCCGCAACUCUGGAGCACAGGACCUGCUUCAGCAGCCAGAGAAGCUGCGGGCUAAACACCAGCGUGGCACAGCUGUGGCUCUGCCGCUGAAAGCUUCUCCACAGCUUGUUCUUAAAGCAACGAGCAGGGAAUCUUCCUGCGGCUGCCCAGGGCUUUCCUCUCGCAGCCCCGCCAGAGCCCGCCUCAAGCAACCUCUCCGCCAGCUCCACUGGCUCCGCUACCUGGUGCCCGCUUCUCUGGGAGUCCUUCACAGUGCCUAG